UGUAAAUCUUAACAGCCUUGGCUUCGAGUGUGGAUUAAGUGAACAUGAAAAAGAAUUCAUAUUCCUUCGUGCACGCGCUAAUGGAUUGACUGUAUGUGGAUGUGUACAUGCAGCAUUCUUGUGCAAACUUGCAUAUUCAUUGAGCAUAAUGACCCAACACACCUCCAGGCGGUGUAAGGGCUAUUUGUCCAAGAAGGAGGGUGAUGAAGUGCUGCAUCAGAUGACCUGGCAUCCACAAUCACCCGACCUCAACCCAAUUGAGAUGGUUUGGGAUGAGUUGGAUCGCAGAGUGAAGGAAAAGCAGCCAAGAAGUGCUCAGCAUAUGUGGGAACUCCUUCAAGACUGUUGGAAAAGCAUUUCUCAUGAAGCUGGUUGAGAGAAUGCGAAGAGUUUGUAAAGCUGUCAUCAAGGCAAAGGGUGGCUACUUCGAAAAAUCUCAAAUCUAAAAUAUAUUUUGAUUUGUUUAACACUUUGAUUUGUUUAACACUUACUACUUGAUUCCAUAUGUGUAAUUUCAUAGUUUUUAUGUCUUCACUAUUAUUCUACAAUGUAGAAAAUAGUAAAAAUAAAGAAAAACCUUUGAAUGAGUAGGUGUGUUCAAACUUUUGUCUGGUACUGUAUAUAUGAGAUAGUCUAACAGUAAAAUCCAUUUUAUUUUUUGUUGAGAAAGCAUUGGCCUACCAAGACAAAUUGAAGACAUAGAUAUGGUUUUACUGCCAUCAAAUAUAUCUAAAAAAGGAAAAGGUCUGACUGUUGGUGUGCUUGGAGGGGGACACAUUGGAAAACAGCUGGUCCAAGUGCUUCUUGAAAAGAAUGGCCUAAAACCGUCACAAAUCAACAUUUCCUCAAGGAGGCCUGAAACUCUGGAGGAAUUUGUGAAAAGGGGUAUCAUGUGUUACUUUGACAACCAGCGAUUGGUGGCCUGGGCAGAUGUGCUGUUCCUCUGUUGCCUUCCCUCUCACCUAUCCAAGGUGUGUGCAGAGCUCCAAUCCCACCUACCAAAGCACUGUCUGGUGUACAGCUUCCUCUCUGCCGUACCAUUAAACAGAUUGGCACAGCUUCUUGGUCACAGCUUCAUUCUCAAACCACAGUAUGAGUUUGUGGCUUGUGACUCUGUCAACAUGUGGCUUUCCCGAGGUCAUGUGACCGAGGCUUUGAAAGACCCAGAAGUAAUAGAUGCAUCCUGUCCUCUUGCCAUGAGAGGUGGGCUCUGUCUGGAUCCAAAGUGGCUGUUUGGGUUGUUGUACAGUCUCUUGAACAUGUGCACCGCGGCAAAUGUGGGAUCCGCUGAAGCUCUUGGGCUGAUCAAUGAGCUGUUCCAGUUAAAAGGUCCAGGCACUGUGGCAUUCAUCCUGAAUAAUUUUGUCCAUUCCUCCUAUGCAUCUUCCCUGACACCAGAUGAGUCUUUCCCCUGGAUUAAUUUAGUUGAUGUUCAGUCUAAGGAGACACCAUUAUCAUGCUUCAUAUCAAGAAAUAACAGUAUGCAGGGUUGUCUCUCUGCUCUAUACAAUUCAGUAAUGGUGGAUCCACUGAAGGGAAAGAAAGAGCCUGGAAAACCCGAAGAUGGAACUCUGUCUGUCAUAACAUCGUCAUUGUAAAAAAUCUGAUUUUGUGUGAUGUUGAUUUACUCUCAAACUGUAACAGAAUAAAACAAAGGGAUUGAGUAUG
Oncorhynchus keta (chum salmon) is the source of this 1668-nucleotide messenger RNA. It is a transcript of the gene noxred1, whose product is annotated as NADP-dependent oxidoreductase domain containing 1. Bases 705 to 1598 code for a protein of 297 amino acids. Gene Ontology annotation, molecular function: pyrroline-5-carboxylate reductase activity. The record is from RefSeq and is a predicted model, not a curated record. The transcript has 6 exons. NCBI's taxonomy places the organism in Eukaryota, Metazoa, Chordata, Actinopteri, Salmoniformes, Salmonidae. Gene Ontology annotation, biological process: L-proline biosynthetic process.